Coregonus sp. 'balchen' is the source of this 17549-nucleotide messenger RNA. The record is from the annotation of a GenBank genome assembly. Lineage: Eukaryota; Metazoa; Chordata; Actinopteri; Salmoniformes; Salmonidae.
AUGUUCUCCAACACAGUCAAUGGCAGCCAUCCCAGUCACAAAUACACCUACACACACUCCUGGCACAAGUAUCGCUACAGUGCAGUGUGCCUCAAAUAGACUUUCGGUAAUUCCUUCUUUUGAAUUACACUGUUGGGCAUAUUCACUUUUUCCACUCUCCAGUGUGUGUGUGUGUGUGUGUGUGUGUGUCUGAACACAAACUGUUUGAAUUAUAUGAAACCUGUACUAGAAAGUCUGUGUGUAUGUGUGUGUGUGUUACAUUUUGCAUCACUCACAUCAUGCAUACAGUAUACUUCUCUUUCUCUGUUUUCCAUGGAAAGGGACGGAUAGGGGGAGGGACGGAUAGGGGGAGGGACGGAUAGGGGGAGGGACGGAUAGAGGGAGGGAAGGAAGGUGGGAGUGAAUGAUAUUGUGCUUUGCUCUACCCGUUUCUCCACACAUUUGCUUUUGCACCCUUUUCUGCACUCUCUCACUCUCUUCUCUCUGCACUCUUUCUCCGCACUUUCUCUCUCUCUCCUCUCUGCACUCUUUCUCCGCACUCUCUCUCUCUCCUCUCUGCACUCUUUCUCCGCACUCUCUCUCUCUCCUCUCUGCACUCUUUCUCCGCACUCUCUCCUCUCUGCACUCUUUCUCCGCACUCUCUCUCUCCUCUCUGCACUCUUUCUCCGCACUCUCUCACUCUCUCCUCUCUGCACUCUUUUUCGUUCUAUCUAUCUAUCCACAUAAGUCGUUGUGCUCUCUCUCUCUCCAUGGCUUUCUGGUGGUAAAUCUCUUUAGUAAGUGUUUGUCCCAGUGAAGUUCUGUUGUCUUUUUCUUUCCACCUGUGUUGGUGUGUCUCACCCUCUGUCCAUUCCUAGUGCCACCGAUGUAGCAGCAUCAUCCACCGUUCUCAUACGGUUAUACCCAAACAUUACAUGAACGUUAAGGAGCGGUUAGCCUAGUCACUGACCUAGUCACUGACCUGAUCCCCCUUCUGCUUAGUAGAAUAUCAAGUUAGAAUUACGCUAGUGAGGAACAAAGUUGUUGACAAGUAUAGAGAAUAUAAACAGAUUUGCUGUUUAAGGUUGACUUUUGAAGGGGUUCCCUUGCAGACUGGCUAGAUAGAUUUCAUUAGAAAGACACCCAAUGUAUGUGUUUUUAUGUUGUGUAAUACAUCUUGUUAGGUUCAUGGUUAUUUUUGUGUAGUUUGUCAAAAAGUCCAUGUUAGACAUAAUAUGGUACUGUAAAUUCUGAUCAAAUCCUGUCAGAGAAAGGCACACCUGUAAUGUACUGAAUCUCAUAACUUAGUUAUGUUGUUUAUUGCUAGUCUUCAUUUCUGCUUUCUAUGUCUACUGCAAGUUGAUCUUUCUAUGUCUUCUGUAGCCUUAGUAAUUCCCCUUCUACCAUCCCCUCCCUUCCCCCCCCCUCUCUCUCUCUCUCUCGCUCUCUAUCUCUCUAUAUCUCUCUCUCUCUCUGUCUCUCUCUCUCUCUCUCUCUCUCUCUCUCUCUCAACUCUCUCUCUCUCUCUUCUCGUCCUCUAUCUCUCAAUAUCUCUCGCUCUCUUUCUGGUCCUCUCUCUCUCUCUUUUCCCAUGCCCGUUCUUUUCCUCCGCUUUUCUCUCUCUCUCGCUCUCCUUCCUCUUCUCUCUCUCCUCUCUCCUCCUCUCGCACCGUCCUCCUCUUCCUAUCUCUCUCUCUCUCUCCCUCUCUCUCCUCUCUUACUCUCUCUCAACCUCGUCACCUUCUCUCUCAUACACUCCCCCUUACCCUAUCCCUUCUCCCUUCUGCUAGCAGUCGAUUGUUGCUCCUUCUGUCUCUCUCUUGUUGUCUCUGUUGUUGUGUUGUGGUACAGUACUGAUGCAUCCUGGGAGUUGAUGUUCACUGAUGCCUGUGAUGAUGCUUUAUCUCCUACUAGCUCCAGUGUAGGUUGGAGGGGCUUAAAGAUGAUCGCAGGAGCCAUAGGACCUUCAGCUCUCGAGUAACUAUCCCCCCCCAGCUGAAGAGCUGCUGCCCUCCAUUUCUGUCUUUCUCUCUGUUUCUCUGCCUUUCUCGCCAUCUCUCUUUCUCUCUCUCUCCCUAACAUGCUCUGCUUUUAGUAGCUGUGUCUGGUGUUUCUGGUGUUGCAGGAUGUCUGUAGACAUCAUCAGUUUGCUCCAGUAGUGCACACUCUCUUUCUUUCGUUCUCUCUCUCUCUCUCUCUCUCUCUUUUAGUUCACUAGUUUAGCUGCGAUCUUGUCUGGUCUUUUUGAUUUUCUCUCGGCUAUGGGUCCACGUCAUGCUAUCCCUCCCUCCCCUCCAUCCCCCUUGUCCCUCUCUCCCCGCCUCUGGCUGUGCGGUACCCAGCGGUGUUGCAGCAGUUGUAGUGUGGGGGGCACAUGUUGCAGAGCCACAUAGAUAUGGAGCAGAUAAGACAGACGGGCAGGCAGACAGGUAGACAGGAGACAGAAAAGAGACAGACAGAUAGGUAGACAUAGAGACAAAACUGAAUAAAGACAUCAUUUCUGAACUAAAACUGAUCGUAACCCCCCACCCCCUCCCGCCCCACACACCCAGAUUCACAGAGUGUGUGAUGGUUGUACUUACUGUACCGCCUCACUUUAACCAUUCCUUCUGUCUAGCUACUCUUCUCUAGUCCCCACCUAGCGUUAGACCAGCAUUAAGAAUGCGUUAGUUGAGCGUUAGCUUAGCGUUCCUAUAGAAUCAGAUGUUUUCAGAGAAACGCAGCCCUCCUGCUCCACAUCUGAGCAGCCACUAUCAAUACUGCUAUUAUUGCUGUUAAUAUAUCUGUUAUAAUCAAUGUUUAAUCAAUAUGGAUGUUGUUGCCUUUGUCCACUAUAUCUGUGAAUUGAACUAAUCUACUGUAUUUUAGCUCAGUUAAACUAAUCCAGCUAUAUAUGUGAAUUGAACUAAUCUACUGUAUUUUAGCUCAGUUAAAUUAUUCCAGCCGCUAUCACUGUAACAAGCAAGACAAGAGGCACUUGAAUUAUUAUUACCCAUGUGAUUUACAGUGCUGCUAUGCCUAUGAGAUUAUAUGCACCAUAUAAAAGAGGAUAAUUAUACGAGGUCAGGAAGAAGAAGACAUCUAUAGGGAAGGACAAAGAGCAAGAUAGGUGUAGUGUCACAAAGCUCUUUCUCUGUCACUUUUUGACUGUUGUGAAAACAUCUCAUCUUUCAAACAUGUCGAAAAGGCAACCUGGUCUUUAAAAAUCUCAUUUCUCUUUUUCUCUCUCUCUCUCUCUCUCGCUCUCUCUCUCUCUCGCUCCCCAGGUGCAGUCACGAUGCAGCAGCAAAGAAAAUAUCCUAAGAUCAAGUAAGUACUCUACCACACGCCCUUAAGAGGCGACUUAGAGUGCCCCCUGUAGCAGGACAAUUGUGUGUGUGCGUGUAUGUGUGCGUGUGUGUUCAUACAUGAGCAUUGGUGCAUCCGUCCGUCCGCGCAGACGUGUGAUGUUGUGCCAGGGGCUGAUGGAGGCUCAUGUUAUGAAUCUGAAAUAUGCUGUGGAAGCGUAAGUUUAAAAGGGAGGAAUUGGGUCAAGAGGAUUCCAUGCACUGUAGCUUCUCUUCUCUGUGCUGCUAGGCAGAGGUAGGAGAGAGAGAUUACACGUUAGUUACACCUCGCUUUGUUCUUCCGCUUACCUUUGGUAUGAUUCGACUGCUGUUAUUAGAACAACAUGGUUGCUGUCAAGAGCGGAAAUCGUGUGUGUGUGUGUGUGCGUGUGCGUGCCUACUUACAUGAGUGUGUGUCUCAUACUUGUAUAUAUGUGUAUGACUCUGUGUAAGACCCUGUUCCUGUGUCCUCUCUCUCUCCUCUCCUCUCCUCUCCUCUCCUCUCCUCUCAUCUCCUCUCCUCUCCUCUCCUCUCUUCUCAGGUCACAGUGCGGUGGACAUCACCAAGGUGGCCCGGAGACACCGCAUGUCCCCGUUCCCCCUCACCUCCAUGGACAAGGCCUUCAUCACUGUGCUGGAGAUGACCGCCAUCCUGGGUACUGAGAUCAUCAACUACAGAGGUGAGGAGGGGAAUACACACACACUUACAGUGAGGGAAAAAAGUAUUUGAUCCCCUGCUGAUUUUGUACGUUUGCACACUGACAAAGAAAUGAUCAGUCUAUAAUUUGAAUGGUAGGUUUAUUUGAACAGUGAGAGACAGAAUAACAACAAAAAAAUCCAGGAAACGCAUGUCAAGAAUGUUAUAAAUUGAUUUGCAUUUUAAUUAGGGAAAUAAGUGUUUCACCCCCUCUCAAUCUGAAAGAUUUCUGGCUCCCAGGUGUCUUUCAUACAGGUAACGAGCUUAGAUUAGGAGCACACUCUUAAAGGGAGUGCUCCUAAUCUCAGCUUGUUACCUGUAUAAAAGACACCUGUCCACAGAAGCAAUCAAUCAAUCAGAUUCCAAACUCUCCACCAUGGCCAAGACCAAAGAGCUCUCCAAGGAUGUCAGGGACAAGAUUGUAGACCUACACAAGGCUGGAAUGGGCUACAAGACCAUCGCCAAGCAACUUGGUGAGAAGGUGACAACAGUUGGUGCGAUUAUUCACAAAUGGAAGAAACACAAAAUAACUGUCAAUCUCCCUCGGCCUGGGGCUCCAUGCAAGAUCUCACCUCGUGGAGUUGCAAUGAUCAUGAGAACGGUGAGGAAUCAGCCCAGAACUACACGGGAGGAUCUUGUCAAUGAUCUCAAGGCAGCUGGGACCAUAGUCACCAAGAAAACAAUUGGUAACACACUACGCCAUGAAAGACUGAAAUCCUGCAGUGCCCGCAAGGUCCCCCUGCUCAAGAAAGCACAUAUACAGGCCCGUCUGAAGUUUGCCGAUGAACAUCUGAAUGAUUCAGAGGAGAACUGGGUGAAUGUGUUGUGGUCAGAUGAGACCAAAAUCGAGCUCUUUGGCAUCAACUCAACUCGCUGUGUUUGGAGGAGGAGGAAUGCUGCCUAUGACCCCAAGAACACCAUUCCCACCAUCAAACAUGGAGGUGGAAACAUUAUGCUUUGGGGGUGUUUUUCUGCUAAGGGGACAGGACAACUUCACCGCAUCAAAGGGACGAUGGAUGGGGCCAUGUACCGUCAAAUCUUGGGUGAGAACCUCCUUCCCUCAGCCAGGGCAUUGAAAAUGGAUGGGUAUUCCAGCAUGACAAUGACCCAAAACACACGGCCAAGGCAACAAAGGAGUGGCUCAAGAAGAAGCACAUUAAGGUCCUGGAGUGGCCUAGCCAGUCUCCAGACCUUAAUCCCAUAGAAAAUCUGUGGAGGGAGCUGAAGGUUCGAGUUGCCAAACGUCAGCCUCGAAACCUUAAUGACUUGGAGAAGAUCUGCAAAGAGGAGUGGAACAAAAUCCCUCCUGAGAUGUGUGCAAACCUGGUGGCCAACUACAAGAAACGUCUGACCUCUGUGAUUGCCAACAAGGGUUUUGCCACCAAGUACUAAGUCAUGUUUUGCAGAGGGGUCAAAUACUUAUUUUCCCUCAUUAAAAUGCAAAUCAAUUUAUAACAUUUUUGACAUGCGUUUUUCUGGAUUUAUUUGUUGUUAUUCUGUCUCUCACUGUUCAAAUAAACCUACCAUUAAAAUUAUAGACUGAUCAUGUCUUUGUCAGUGGGCAAAUGUACAAAAUCAGCAGGGGAUCAAAUACUUUUUUCCCUCAAUGUAAGCUAUAAAAGUGAAUACACAAGAGGGGGAGGGAGAGGGAGAGAGAGAAAAUGAAUGACCUAACUUAGCACUACAUGAUCAGUAGCUCAACAGUGUGGUCCCCUGUAGCUCAGUUGGUAAAGCAUGGCUUGUGUGAUGCCAGGAUAGAGGAUUCAACUCCCGGGACCACCCAUUCGGGGAAAAAAAAAAUGAAAUUUUGAUAAAAGCAUCUGCUUUAUCAUAUAUCAAUAGGAUGUCGGUGGUACAGACCUGUAGCAUCUUGUCAGGCUCAACCACCACACUGACAAUAUGAGCUACACAUGACAGGGUUUAAACUGAGUUGCUCACCUCACUGACUCUGGCUCUAUCUGCAGGCUUAGAUGUCACACACAUACUCUGAAUGUCAAGUCACAGUGACACAUUCAGAGGAGUACAAACACACUGGUCCUGGAGCAUGUCUGUCCCCCUAGCACUUCCUAGGGCACUGGCCUCAGGGCCUUCGUCAGAGUGCCUUAGGGCCGUGGUCACCCCCUGGCUGUGUGACAUCAGUGUGGUGGGGCAAGACACACACUUACACACUCCUGAUUCAGCUCUGUGCUCAUCGUGACAAAUAGAACAGCUAUGGAGGAGCGAUCUCUCUCUUUUCUCCCAGUAAAGUGAUGUUUCAUGUUGUUUUGGGGGAGUGUUUCAGGAUGGAACAGCUCCCCUGCUGGUGGGGAGAGGGGUGUGUGUCGUGGGGGAGGGUGGGGAGGGAGAGGGGUGUGUGGUAAGGUGGGAGGGUGAGGGGUAGGUGUGGUGGGGAUAGGAGAGGAGAGAGGAAGAGGGGUGUGUUGGUGGGGGAUAGUACGAUGGGUUGUGAAGUCCGUGGGAGGGGAGGGUGUGUGUUGGGAGGGAUGUAGGGUGUGUUUUGAGGAGAGGGGUUUGGUGGUGGUGAGAGGAGGGGAGAGGAGGUAGAGGUGUGUGUGGUGGGAGAGGAUAGGAAGUGGUGUUUGGUGAGGAUAUGUUGUGUGGUGGGGGAGAUAGGAGAGGAGGGAAGGGGUUUUUUGUUCCGGUGGAGGAAUGGAGAGGAGAGGGAGAGGGUGUGUUUUUUGGGGGGAGGGGUUUUGGUUGGGAGGGGAGGAGUGUGUAGGUGGGGGGGGGGGGGGCAUGGUCCGUGUGUGUGCUUGUCUGAGCUUGCCUGGCACAACACAACCAAUUAAUUGAAUAGUCCCAAAAGUGCAAAUCCACUCACAACAUCUGGCACUCCAGGUAUUUCAAAGAUUUGAAAAACUAUUUGAACCUACUUUUAUGUGCGUGCUUGUGUGUGUAUUUGUGUCUGUGUGUGUGUUCUGCUCCUCAGCUCUCCGUCUCAUGUACAGUAAGUCAUUGAUAUCAUAGCUCAGAUUUAACAUCAAUACCCACUUAGUAAUCACAGAAAUACACACACACGAGUGUGUGCGGGCAUGAGUGUGUGUGUGUGUGUGUGUGUGUGUGUGUGCGUGUGUGUGUUUGAUUUUGUGUGUGUGUGUGUGCACACUUUUCUGGUCAGGUGGUGAGUCACCCACAGAGAUACUGAUGAGAGGUGUCGCACUCUCUCUCUAACACGCACAUAUGUCUCUCUGUGUCUUCAUCUGAAUCAGAUGUCCUCUCUGCCUCCCUCUCUCCCUCCCUCUCUCUCUCCCCACUCACUCUCCCUGUCUCUCUCCCUCCCUCUCCCCACUCCCUCCCUCUCACCACUCCCUCUCACCACUCCUCUCCCCCUCCCUCCCUCUCCCACUCCCUCCCUCUCCCCACUCCUCCCUCUCCCCUCCCUCCUCUCCCCCUCCCUCUCCCCACUCCCUCUCCUCCCCACAUCCCUAGCUCCCACUCCCCCUCCCACCCGCCUCCCCCACCUCCUCGCCACUCCCUCCCUCUCCCCACUCCCUCCCUCCCUCCUCACCUCCUCCCUCUCCCUCCCUCUCCCUCCCUCCCCUCUCCCCCACCCUCUCCCCUCCUCUCCCCCCCCCCUCUCCCCCCUCCCUCCCUCUCCACCCCUCUUCCCCCCUCCCCCUCGACCUCUCCCCCUCCCUCCUCCCCCCUCCCUCUCCCUCUCUCCUUUCCCCAUUUCCCUCUCCCCCACUCCUCUCUCCCCUCCCUCCUCUCCCACUCCCUUCCCUCCCUCUCUCAUGUCCUUUUUCCUCUCUCCCUCUACGUUAUUUUUUCUUUCAUUCUCCCUCCCGGUCUCUCCCUUCCUACCUCUUUCCCUCCCCCUCCUCCCUCUCUCUUCUCCUCCCUCCAUUCUCUCUCUCUCUCUAGAUGGGAUGGGUCGAGUCCUGGCUCAGGACGUUUAUGCCAAAGACAACCUGCCCCCAUUCCCCGCCUCUGUCAAGGAUGGUUAUGCUGUAAGAGGUAUGUAUUCAAUUGUACUGUAUUUCAAUGUAGCCUACACUACACACACACACACACACACACACACUGUAGCACUCUUAUGUCAUAUUAUACUGUACUGCUGAAUAUAAAACAGUGCAUGGCACGCUAUCCCUCUCUGUUUGUGCUGAUAUGCCCUUUCUGUUUGUGAAGUCAGGAGGCACUGCCCACUGAAACACGAGUCAACUAAAUGACACUCCUCCACAGUCACGCACUCACACACAUACCGUAGAUACACACACACACACAGCAUACACGCACGUAAUUACAUUUUUGAUUACACAUUGAUACACACGCAGCAGAAUAUACACACAAACACACACGCACGUAAUUACAUUUUUUUAUGUUUUAUUUUUUAGCGGCUGACGGUCCAGGCGACCGUUUCAUCAUCGGAGAGUCCCAGGCUGGAGAACAGGUCCGCACACACACACACACACACACACACACACACACACACACACACACACACACACACACAGCUACAAGCAACUGGCUGGAACCCCCCUUCAUGUAGAGAAAUAUUGAAACACACACAUACAUACACUUGUUGCGUGGCUGCUAGACAGAGGAGGUGGAUGUGAAACACUCCUUCAGAGGAGAAGUGUGUGUGUGUGCAUGUGAGAAACACGCCCCCGUAGCGUAGCGAUACAAUACUGACUCAGCAUACUAAAUUACCCAGCAACCCACUCCAUCGCAGGUGGGCCGCCCACCUGGGCUGAUUAUACACGAUAUCACACACACAAACACACUGACACAUUAAUACACCAACUGCAUGUCUGAUGCGAUGUGCUGUUGCUAUGUGUCUGCCUGUGAUUGUUUGGACAACACAAUAAUAUGUUACGCUUAGACACAUUCCAAUGCUUUCGGAUUCUGAGAGAGCCUAGGGGGACAUUCUACGUUUGGAGUGUGUGUGUACGUCCGAGUGUGUGUCCGUUCAUUUGCAUAUGUGUUGUGUGUGCGUAUUUGACACCAGUCUCUUUCUUUCUCUCUCCCUGCAGCCCACCCACACAGUGAUGCCAGGCCAGGUGAUGAGAGUGACGACGGGGGCUCCUAUCCCCUGUGGGGCGGACGCUGUGGUGCAGGUGGAGGACACAGAGCUGCUCCGCGAGUCUGAGGACGUGAGUCUCACCUUUGACCCCUGACCAAUAGCCCUGUGAAGAGGGACAGGGUUUAGUUCCGGGAGAAUAUGGCCUAGAUUCUUCUAAGGGAAUAGCAGUGUCUGUCUAGUACCUGGAUAUAGGGUCUACACCCGGGACAAUAUAGUAGAUAGAACUUACUAGGCCAAGGUCUAUAGGGCCUAACUUCCAACAAAAGACUUGGGCUAGUACCAGGAUAUAGUGUCUAGGUCCGGGGCAAUGGGGCUUGGCUUCUACGAAGGUUAGACAAAGCCUAGUAUCACGUAUAGUAUCUAGCUGCUGAAGGCUUAGCAGCUGUGCUGAUUACCCAGGAACAGAGAAUAGUGUUGGGAGGGAGUCUUGUAGACUAGGGGCCAGUAGUAAAGGUGAUGGUUGUGAUGAUGGCUCCUUACAGAAUGUUUUCUCUUGUCUCCUUCUCAGGGCACCGAGGAGCUGGAGGUGCGGAUCCUCGUACAGGCCCGUCCAGGACAAGACAUCAGGUGUGUGUGCGCGUGUGCGUCAGUGGAGGCUGGUGGGAGGAGCUAUAGGAGGACGGGCUCAUAGUAAUGGCUGGAAUGGAAUAAAUGCAACGGUAUCUUUCUGUAUGAAGUGUGUGAGUGUCUGUAGUUAUUUGUCUGUAAAAUGUGUGAACAUAUGUUUCAACAGUGUCUCUCUGAAUCCUAUCCCCUCCCUAUCUCUGCUUCUCUCCAGGCCCAUAGGUCAUGACAUCAAGCGUGGGGAGUGUGUCCUGUCUAAGGGAACCCACAUGGGCCCCUCUGAGAUUGGCCUGUUGGCCACCGUAGGAGUCACUGAGGUGGAGGUGCAGAAGUUCCCCGUGGUGGCUGUCAUGUCCACAGGCAACGAGGUGAGACAGGCGGACAUACACACGCAGACAGACAGACAGACAGAUACACGCACGCACACACACACACAUACAUUGGCUGUUCCAAUCCUCUUCAAUAGCACCCUCUACACGAUGCCUUUUCUGUUGGAUCACUAAGCAAAGGCAUGUCUAAGUGGGGUGUCCUCCAUCGGUCUUUCACUUCUUUAUCCAUAAAUAGCACCCUUUUUCCCAACCAUGUGACCUGUCCAGGAAAAACUCUUGGCCUCAAGUUUUUUCCUGGUAAGGUCCCGUUGUCAGCCCAAACUCCAGGCCCUAAUCAUAGAUGGAAUGACAUGAGGUAAGGAAGCUGUUCAAAGUACUGUAUUCGGAUAGUCAACUUUGCCCAGGCAUAACAGUACAUGUAUGGAGUGUGCUGACUUGUACCAACCCAGGCUCCUGUUCAUAAGGGCAUGCAAUGUUUUAAAGGCCCAGUGCAGUGAAAAUUCUGUUCUUCCUUUGUUUUGUAUCAACAGCUGAUGAAACUAACAUUGUAAAAGUGUGAAAACAUUUAAUCAGUGUUAUUCCCUGAUAGUUGCUGGUUGAAAAUACAAUCUACACAGGACUUUCUAAUCAGCAGGUUUUGCAUGGGGGGAGGUUUGACUUGCCUGGUGACACCAGGGUAGGGUUGAAUGGCGGGAACCCGGUUACUGAGAUUUACCACCCAAAACCACUCCGUUUUCCCGGGAUAAAUAACUGCGUGAAACCGGUACAUCAACAGCAUGACAUGAAGUGGAACUGUUAAAUUAUAUGAGAUGUCUAAAUAUGACUUCUCUAUGGCCUUCUCUCCGCUCUCUGCAUGAUCAAUAAUCAAUGCUCAUGGUGGGUACAGACAGCCCAUUUCAGUAUAAUAAUAAUAAUAAUAAUAAUAAUAUGCCAUUUAGCAGACGCUUUUAUCCAAAGCGACUUACAGUCAUGCGUGCAUACAUUUUUGUGUAUGCACGCAUGGAGUGCAUGGAGUGCAGUUCACAAUGCAUGUAGACCGACAUCUCAUCAUGGUUACUUUUUUUAUUGUGACAGGUAGGCCUUCAUUUGCUGCAGCAUAGCCUAUGCUACAGUAAUAUAAGGACCGAAUGCGGGUCUAAUUGACACAUCUCCAUCUGGCUUUCGGGGGUCACCUUAAUUUUUGAAUGUAAAGAUUCUUAUUUUUUAAUUGCAGCAGCAGAGUUUUGAAACAGCCUAUCACUCGAAUAUCUUUGCUUUAAAUCAGAGCAUGCGUGAGCACUCUUCUUUUCACUCUCAUCAAUUCCAUUCAAAUAGCAUCCAAAAUAGAUAAUCCUGUUAAAGAUUGAGAUAUAGCCCUAUACAGUUGAAGUCAGAAGUUUACAUACACUCAGGUUGGAGUCAUUAAAACUCGUUUUUCAACUAUUCCACAAAUUUCUUGUCAACAAACUAUAGUUUUGGCAAGUCGGUUAGGACAUCUAUUUUGUGCAUGACACAAGUAAUUUUAACAACAAUUGUUUACAGACAGAUUAUUUCACAAUUCCAGUGGGUCAGAAGUUGACAUACACUAAGUUGACUGUGCCUUUAAACAGCUUAGAAAAUUCCAGAAAAUGAUGUCAUGGCUUUAGAAGCUUCUGAUAGGCUAAUUGACAUAAUUUGAGUCAAUUGGAGGUGUACCUGUGGAUGUAUUUCAAGGCCUACCUUCGAACUCAGUGCCUCUUUGCUUGACAUCAUGGGAAAAUCAAAAUAAAUCAGCCAAGACCUCAGAUAAAACAAUUGUAGACCUCCACAAGUCUGGUUCAUCCUUAGGAGCAAUUUCCAAACGCCUAUAGGUACCACGUUCAUCUGUACAAACAAUAGUAUGCAAGUAUAAACACCAUGGGACCACGCAGCCGUCAUAACGCUCAGGAAGGAGACGCGUUCUAUCUCCUAGAGAUGAACGUACUUUGGUGCGAAAAAGUACAAAUCAAUCCCAGAACAACAGCAAAGGACCUUUGUGAAGAUGCUGGAGGAAACAGGUACAAAAGUAUCUAUACCCACAGUAAAACGAGUCCUAUAUCGACAUAACCUGAAUGGCCGCUCAGCAAGGAAGAAGCCACUGCUCCAAAACCGCCAUAAAAAAGCCAGACUAUGUGGACAAAGAUCGUACUUUUUGGAGAAAUGUCCUCUGGUCUGAUGAAACAAAAAUAGAACUGUUUGGCCAUAAUGACCAUCGUUAUGUUUGGAGGAAAAAGGGUGUAGCUUGCAAGCUGAAGAACACCAUCCCAACCAUGAAGCAUAGGGGUGGCAGCAUCAUGCUGUGGGGGUGCUUUGCUGCAGGAGGGACUGGUGCACUUCACAAAAUAGAUGGCAUCAUGAGGAAGGAAAAUUAUGUGGAUAUAUUGAAGCAACAUCUCAAGACAUCAGUCAGGAAGUUAAAGCUUGGUCGCAAAUUAGUCUUCCAAAUGGACAAUGACCCCAAGCAUACUUCCAAAGUUGUGGCAAAAUGGCUUAAGGACAACAAAGUCAAGGUAUUGGAGUGGCCAUCACAAAGCCUUGACCUCAAUCCUAUAGAACAUUUGUGAGCAGAACUGAAAAAGCGUGUAAGAGCAAGGAGGCCUACAAACCUGACUCAGUUACACCAGCUCUGUCAGGAGGAAUGGGCCAUAAUUCACCCAACUUAUUGUGGGAAGCUUGUGGAAGGCUACCCGAAACGUUUGACCCAAGUCAAACAAUUUAAAGGCAAUGCUACCAAAUACUAAUUGAGUGUAUGUAAACUUCUGACCCACUGGGAAUGUGAUGAAAGCAAUAAAAGCUGAAAUAAAUCAUUCUCUCUACUAUUAUUCUGACAUUUCACAUUCUUAAAAUAAAGUGGUGAUCCUAACUGACCUAAGACAGGGAAUUUUUACUAGGAUUAAAUGUCAGGAAUUGUGAAAAACUGAGUUUAAAUGUAUUUGGCUAAGGUGUACGUAAACUUCCGACUUCAACUGUAUAUACUAGGCAGUGUCAGAGGAAAGCCCAAAGAAUUGUCAAAGACUCCAGUCACCCAAGUCAUAGACUGUUCUACCUGGUACCGGAGCACCAAGUAUAGGACCAAAAGGCUCCUUAACAGCUUCUACCCCCAAGCCAUAAGACUGCCGAACAAUUAAUCAAAUGGCCAUCCGGACUAUUUACAUUGAACAUUGUGUUCAUUUUUGGCAAUUUUUAUAGACCAAUAUUACAGCAAGUUACCUAAUUGUUACCCAAAAAUGAUUUGAUAUUGAGAUAAAAACAGCUGCACUGGGUCAUUAUUAAAAUAUUUUGCAACAGAAACCAAAAAGCAGUGUUUCUUAUUGGACAAAUCCAGGUAGUCCCUCCCUGUUGCAGUUAGUUUUUUCCGUUUGGUGCCUAAUGAACACUUCCCUGGUGCCUCUAGCUGUUGAACCCAGAGGACGACCUCCAUCCAGGGAAGAUCAGGGAUAGUAACCGCUCCACGCUGCUCGCUACCAUCCAGGAGCACGGAUACCCCACCAUCAACCUGGGCAUCGUGGGAGACAAGUAGGACUUCACACUCCUCUUCCUGUUCUUGAUGUUCCUCCUACUUCUGUUCAUCUUCCUUUUCCUCCUCUUCCUCUCUGUCUACUCUCAUUCCUGUUCCUAGUCCUCUUUCUACCCCUUCUUUUCCUCCUCUUCUCUUCUCCUCUUCUAUGGUGUGUGAUGGUAACUGGUAACUGUUCUCUGUCUAUCGGCCCCACAGCCCAGACGACCUCCUGAACGCCCUGAACGAGGGCAUCAGCCGUGCUGACGUCAUCAUCACCUCUGGAGGGGUGUCUAUGGGAGAGAAGGUAUGUGAGCAAAUAGUGAGUAUGAAUGGUCAUUGGUUAUGACAUUGCUCUAUGUUGACACCUUGGGGUUGGGAUGGGGAAUUGAUUAAAUAUAUAUAUAGUAGAUAUUAUUUCAGCCUGGUCUCAUAGACUAGAUGUAACAAAUUAGUAUGAUAUGUUACGUUUGGUUUGUUUACAUAAGACAGAUGGUUUCUUAAAUCAAAAAAGAAAGUAGGUUGGUUGCAGCAGAUAGAUGGAUGGAUGGAUGGAUGGGAGUAUAAGGCGAAUGUCUAGAAACCCAAAGCUUGUGAGUUUGAAUCUCAUUAUGGACAACUUUAGCAUUUUAUCAACUUUUAGAUAAUACUAAUUUUUGCUAACCCUUCCCCUAACCUUAACCCUUUAACCUAACUUUUACACUUAACCCUAACACCUAGCCUAGCUAACGUUAGCCAGCUAGCUAACAUUAGCCACCUAGCUAGAAUUCGUAACGUAUCAUACUUUUUUCUAAUUCGUAACGUAUGUUUUGGCAAAUUCGUAACAUAUAAUACAAAUGGUAAUUCGUAAUAUAUCAUAUGAAAUGGGUGAUGGCCAUCCACGAAUUAAUACAUACCAUACGAAACGUAACAUAUCAUUCAAAAUUCAGUAUCUCAAAUUUACUUACAUAAUAAUACGAAAUGCUCUGAGACCAGGUUGAUUAUUUGCCCAUCCCUCUUCGGAGGACAGAAUUGUUAGUUUUUACAGCUAUUUCGUUACCUAUAAAUUUGACAUAAAUGUUACAUACAUGUAAUUGUGGUGUUAAUAUUGUGUGGAGAAAUGUAGAAUUACAAUCUAUCUCACACAGCACAGGGUCGUAUUCAUUAGGGCCCAAAACGAAAACAUUUUGCAAUGGAACAUUUAAAUCUAGGUACUCCCUUCCUGUUUCAGUCUGUUGUCUUCCGUUUGGUGCCUGAUGAAUACACCCCAGUGGUGCACAAGACUUAUCUGGGUUUUAGAUACAGCUACACUAUAACUAGAAGGUGAAUGUUUUUGUUAAUUUUUAUAUGUACGUUUGUAGACUCCAAAAUGUGUGAUCCUCUUUUUCAGGACUAUCUGAAACAGGUGCUGGAUAUUGACCUGCAUGCUCAGAUCCACUUUGGACGAGUCUUCAUGAAACCAGGGUAUGAUGGAUGGAUGGAUGGGUGGAUGGAUGGGUGGCUGGGUGGAUGUGUGGAUGGAUGGUUCGUUGAACAACCAUGUUGUUCUUCUCUUCUCCCAUCUUUUCAGUCUCCCGACAACAUUCGCCACUUUGGACAUGGACGGUGCUCGCAAACUCAUCUUUGCCCUCCCAGGUAGUGUGUAAAGUAAAGAGAAAGAGGGAAUCAGACACUCGUUUCCAGACUGGUUUCUAACACACUCUUCCUUUCUCUCUCUCCCCCCCAACCCCCCCACCCCACCCACCCCACCCCCCCCCUCCGGCCCAGGUAAUCCCGUGUCUGCUGUGGUGACAUGUAACCUCUUUGUCAUCCCUGCCUUAAGGAAGAUGCAGGGGAUCCUGGACCCACGGCCCACCAUCAUCAAAGCCAGGGUAAGAAGGCACAGGACUCCAUGAAUCUUUCUCAAUUUGUCUUACCUCGAUUGCUUGCGUUCUCUAUCUCGCCUUCCUCUCAAAAUUAAUUGGAGGAGAAGGUCAGAGGUGAGGAAUCUUGGAUCUUCUCCGCCAAUGCGCUUUGAGAAGGAAUCGAGAAAGAGCCCGUGUACCUCGAAGUAGGAUCAGCUUCACGCAAACUUUAUACUCUGCGUAUGCACAUUUUCUAGUGGUUUAUAUAUUGUAUUGCAAGCAGGCAAGUAAGUAUUUUGUGCAAAUAUGGGAUAUGAUGACAUGCUUAUUAAUAAUUAUUAUUAUUAUUGUAAAAAAUGAAACAGGAGCCAUUUGCCGUUAGUGAUAAGAGUGAUUAUCUAUGUGUUUUAUUUUUGGAAUCUAAAAGAAUUUGACAUAGAAAUCUAUUUCCUAUUAAUUUGUUUUCAUAACCAUUGCAGAAUAAAUUCCUCACCUCUUCUGGCUGUGAUGAGUUCAUAUUGUCAUACAACAACAUACCAUGCCCAUCUCUCAUUUAAUUGGGCCUAGUAGCCUAGUAAAUAGAUAGGGUGUGUAUUUCAAGUUUUGCUGCAUGUGAUCCCAUAGGCAGUGCAGUUUAUAAUAGGCUACACAGUCAAAUUUAACAGACCGACACAUUAUCUUUUACAUUGAAGUAUGCUACUUUAUUUUUUGUUGUUGAGUAGGGCUAGCCUAUACAAUGUUUCAGUCCAGCAUAUUUAGGUUGGGGGAAAAGUAAAUGCGAAACAUUGUUGAAUUCAAAUGUUCUGCUGACAGGUCCACAACAAUUUGCCAUUGUUUUUUUAUUUCCGAAACUUUCACAGUCCUUUGCCAAGUACAGCAUAAGUUACUGCAAAAGAUUAAGACAUUCUCUCAACACCUCCAAAAACAUUUGAUCAAAUUUGCCAUUGCACUUUCUUUUAGAAACUGCCAUUGCCUAAUUCCAAUAGUUCCAAAUUCUACUGCAAAAUGGUGUUAUUUUCACCAUAAAAGGUGAAUGGAGGGCAUUUUCCAGGUGGAGUUAUAAUGCUUGUUCAGGCGCACACAGUUUUACAACAGAUCUGAUUUAUAACGGGAAGCGUGUGCCAAGUUUUAAAUAUCUAAAUUUUUUGACGUAGGUACUCUUUUCAGAAAUGGCACAUGCAGAUUUUUAGUGUGAAAUUUAUGCAACUGUUAUAAAUUCGGCCCCACCUAUGAGCGUUGACACUUUUGCGUCCAAAUAAUCUGUCUUUACUCCUGAAGUGUACACUUGUUCACUUCCUUUCAUGGAUUUGUUGGGAGUAGUGAACAAGUUCACACAGGAGGAAGGAGAGCUUAUGGAUGGAUGGAUGGUUGUGAUCCUCUGUAGCUCAAUUGGUAGAGCAUGGUGCUUGCAACGGCAGGAUAGUGGGUUUCGAUUCUCUGGACCACCUGUGUGUAAAAUGUAUGCACCCAUGACUGUAAAUUGCUUUGGAUAAAAGUGACUGCUAAAUUGCAUAUAUUAUUGUAUUAGUGGGACACAACCCCUGUGAGUAUGCAAGGUCAUCAUUGUGAGCCAUGUUGAUUUUGUGGUUGUCUCGUAGUUGUCAUGUGACGUAAAGUUGGAUCCUCGCCCUGAGUACCACCGCUGUAUUCUGACAUGGCACCACCAGGAGCCUCUGCCAUGGGCCCAGAGCACAGGUACUGAUGGAAUACCAUUCUAUUCUGUUCUGUUUUAUUGUGCACUGCUAUACAGAGCGAUACACUGCUAUAUUAUACUGCAUGUGUAGUCACAGGCUUUAUAACGGACUAUCAAUGGACUGUUCAUUGAUUUUGUUCAUGGGCAAUUGUACAGGGGUUAGCUACAGUCCUCUAAUCUAACAAAGCAUUUUCACUGGUUAGUAUUGCAUGUAGUGCCUAAUUGAUUCAGUAUACUGUACAGCUCAAGAGUAUAAAGAGCUACAAUUAGAUUGUGUGGUAUUAGUAGCCUCUCACUCAUUGAAUGGUGUGGUACCGAGGUCAUCCUGACUGUCAUGGGUUGGAUCCUCCUGGACUUGUGUGGUUGGUUAGGGCCUAAAGUGCAUGUAUUCUCACCCUCCCUCUCUUUCUCUAUCCUCAUUUCCUCCCUCCCUGUCCAUCCCUUCCUCCCUCCUUUCCUCCCGAUCCUUUCCUUCCUCCAUCCUGUAGGUAACCAGGUGAGCAGCAGGCUGAUGAGCAUGCGCAGCGCCAAUGGUCUCCUGAUGCUACCUCCAAAAACAGAGCAAUAUGUGGAGCUGCACAAGGGAGAGGUGGUCGACGUCAUGGUCAUCGGCCGGCUAUGA